AUGCAGCCCACGAGGUGCCUCUUGAAGCGAUCCGUAUGGAAGGGACCUAACAUUGUCCCUCUCCCUAUCGUCCGACCGGUACCUGGCAAGAAGAUUCUUCCCAUCAAGACCCAGGCCCGCUCAGCCACCAUCCUGCCCAACUUCGUCGGCCUCAAGUUCCAGGUCUACAAUGGCAAGAGCUACAUCGACGUGACGAUUACAGAAGAGAUGGUGGGACACAAGCUGGGAGAGUUCUCCCCGACGAGAAAGCCCUUCAUCUGGACCAAGUUGUAA
Molecule: messenger RNA, 273 nt
Organism: Colletotrichum truncatum
Lineage: Eukaryota; Fungi; Ascomycota; Sordariomycetes; Glomerellales; Glomerellaceae
Source: RefSeq, a predicted model, not a curated record